UUUGUUGUCGUCGCUCGUUGAAAGCAGAAGUCGAAGCGCGGAAACUCGUCGGUUUGUAUUAAAAGCGUAGAAAAGCGAAACGAAUCGGUUUUUUAUUUUUCUCUAAAAAGUUUACAACGAAAAGGUUUUCACAGCUUGAUGCUUAGUGCUUGGUGAUUGAUGCUUGGCUGUUUGCUGCUCUCGAUGCUCGUUUGUUUACGUGCAUAAAUACAUAUCUACAUACAUAUCUUCUUGCAUAUAUACGUACAUACUUGUACGUAGCUAGGCCCACUUGCUCGGUCGCUUUAGAAAAGUUGUCUUUGGCUUUGCAUCGCUGCUAGUGACUGCUGUGACGUUGGCUGCUGAGCAUACGAGUAUUCGCUUGAUUGUGUUGGCGUGUAAAAAGUGUAGAAAAUUGCGAGCUAUUUGCAAGUUGUUUUAUUUUUUUUCACCAUAUUAGCCAAAGAAAAAUACAAAGUGAAAAAUUACCAUAAAACCUAAUAAAAAAUAACUGGAAUUUAUUAGAGGUAAAAUAAAUAUUAAUCGUGCAUUUUUCCGCCGUGACUAAUUCGCCAGCAGCACAAAGAAUUGUGCGUUGUUGACAUUUGCUUUUAUUGUUUCCCAUUACUUUUAUGAGCAUCGCAACGCAAUAACGGCGAUUGCCACCUGUUCCAGAAGCGUUCCGUUGAGAUUGAUGUGCGUUUAAUUCACGCUUUUUUUCAAUAAAAACUACAGUGUUUAAGGAAUUUUUCUCCAGUAAAUAUUUACAAUUAAAAAUAAAUAAAUAAUAAGCGUAAAAAAUCGCUUAAAGCAAAUCAAUUCUUAUUGAAGUAAAAAGCUCGUUGAAUUCUUUAGCGUGAGCGACAAAUAAAAAGAAAUGUCAUUAGAACUCUAGUGUUUUGUGCAUUAUAGAAUUGUAUUUUAUUACAAUAACAACACAACACAAUAACACAAUUGCUCACAUCUAUUUUCUAUGUGAUUAGUAAGAAGCGUGUUCAACACAACAGUGAAAGCCAGUAAACGACUUAAAUGUAAAAAAAAAUACUAAAAACGAAAGAAUUAGUGUAUAAAAUUCAUCAAAAAUCAAGCAAUUCAACGAUUAAGCCGAAUUUUUUUUUACCAAAGAACACAAAAAAAUUUGGCGGGAUUAUUUGUAACAGUGAAAGUAGGUGACAAGGAAACCUCACAAACAAGUGUACAUAGUAAUUUGGCAAAUAUUUGCAAGUGACAUUUAUAAAAAAAGAGUAUCAACACAUAAUUUUGCGUUCGCAUCGUGGGAAAACUACCUUGCAAAUUUUUAAUAAAAAUACGUACCACCGUUUUGAGACUACCGUUAUCAAAAUAAACUGCCAAAAAAUGGGUUCCGAUUGCGGCGUCUGGCUGGCUAAAUAUCUGCUAUGCAUAUUCAACUUCCUCUUCUUUGUCAUCGGCACAAUAGUGCUUGGAACGGGCAUUUGGCUGGCUGUCGAUAAAGCCUCAUUAAUUGCGCUGCUCAAGAUGGUUGAAAGUGAUCAAAUUAAUCAAUUCACACAGCCGCGUGUCAUCGAGCAAAUGGCAUACGUUUUGAUUGUUAUCGGCGCUGUUAUGUUCUUCAUGAGCUUCCUUGGGUAUUGUGGUGCGAUACGUGAGUCGCGUUGUCUGCUAACGACGUAUGGCGUCUUCAUGAUACUGCUGCUCAUUGCCGAAAUUGUUGCCUGCGGUUUGGCUGCAUUCUACAAGGAAAAAGCGCGUUCGGAAACAAAAGUCUUCCUCCAAUCCACCAUUAGCGACUAUUACUCCACACAAGAGAACAUGGACGCGGUCACACUGAUGUGGAAUCAGCUGAUGAGUCAAAUGGGUUGUUGUGGCGUAAAUGAUUAUCGCGAUUUCGAAGGUUCACUCGCCUGGGUCAGCAAUAAGGGCAAUCGUACAUUACCCGAGGCGUGCUGUAUGCUGAAGGAUGUAGGUGAAUUGUUGCCGCGUGACGAUGAUUGUGUGACAAAUCCCAGCGAAAGCAAUAGCUACUACAAGAAGGGUUGCUAUGAGAUCUUCACCGAAUGGAUUAUAUCCCACCGCGAAAUCAUAAUUGGCGUGCUCUUGGGCGUGGGCAUUGUGCAUUUAUUCGCAAUUUUCUUGGCUUUUUGCCUGUGCAAGGCAUUCGCCAAGUAUCACGGCAUGCGGCUGUAAGAGGGGUAAACUUUGAAGAUUGCGUGCUCGAAUUAAGGCAGUGAGCACCACAUCUCGCACUAUGACUACUAAAUAGUUAGUGAAGUUUUCAAAAGGACGUUGUGGCAAAAGAAAAACAAAAGACUCUAAACAUUUUUUCUAAGCCAUUUACUUUUUUAAAUUGUUUAAUUGUUUAUU
Ceratitis capitata (Mediterranean fruit fly) is the source of this 2322-nucleotide messenger RNA. RefSeq names its product CD82 antigen. The transcript is spliced from 8 exons. Lineage: Eukaryota; Metazoa; Arthropoda; Insecta; Diptera; Tephritidae. The coding region runs from base 1336 to 2145 and encodes 269 amino acids. The record is from RefSeq and is a predicted model, not a curated record. Gene Ontology annotation, cellular component: membrane.